CUAGCUUUAAACACAGAAUUAUAAGCCCAUAUCAUGUUGCAAAAGUCAUGCAUUUAGUCAUAUGUAUUUGAUGGCAUAAGAUCUCUGAGCAUCAAGAAACUCAAGAUCUUAUUAGAUAUGAGAAACCUAUACCCUUCUACUGAUGAAGACCAUGAUGAGUCCAAAAACGCAGUCUUUCAGCACUGGUGGAGAACAAGCAGUGAUGAUGCUGAUGAAAACAGUCAUUUGAAAUUAGAUCUUUCUGAUAUUUCAAAGCUCACCCCAAGGCUCAAACUUUGCAGAGAGUUGGAGAGGCUGGCACUAAUCUCUCAAGAAGGUCUUGAUGAUCUUCGUCACAAGCUAAUUACGUACAGGUCAGGUGAUUUCUGGCUGCCCGUGGGAGGAAUUAAGAAAGAAGACAUGGAUAUACCUCCAGUCAUAAGCAUUCUCUUGGUUGGCUUACCUGGUUCCGGAAAAAGUUCUCUAGUAAACUUGAUGUAUAGUGUUCUAGGCCGAUCUGGCCUCGUCCCCUUUGCUCAAACAUCAAGUGACUCUUCAAGUUAUACUACAAUGUUUAUGGAAGAACAUAAUGUUCUGAGAUCAAUGAGAAGUGGAUUCUGUGUAUACGACACGAGAGGCUUGGAUGAAGAUUACUUGAGCAAUGGACUUGAAGAGGUUUCGAGAUGGAUGACUGAGGGGGUUCAGCAUAACCAGCUCUGCUAUAGACCAGGAGACGGAACACAUGGCUCUACAAUAAAUCUUCCGAUAGGAUCUUUAGUAUCCUCUGCAAGAUUUGCCAGAAGAAGAGUCAAUUGUGUUCUGGUGGUGGCCAACUUAGCUGAGACUUACAAGGCCUUCAAGUGUGGUGACUUGGCUCCUGUUCAAGCCAUUAGAGAAAUCUUUCACUUUCCUUCAAUAAGAAAAUCAAAUGAGAAUCCGAUCUUAAUACUGACUCACGGGGACAUGCUAAGCACGGAGGACAGGAUAAACGGAAGGCUAAAAGUAUGUGAAUAUCUGGGAGUGUCUGAAACAAUGGGUGCCUAUGACAUUGCAUGUCUCACAGAGCAUGGCAUACUCCCUGAGGAUUCUGAUCCAGUGACCUCAUAUGCAUUAACAGAAGCCGUUUAUCGCGCACUCUUACAGUCAGACCGGAGCCAUCUCCCUAAGAAGAAGAUCAAGGACUGGAUGCUGCUGUUUUUGUCAUGGAUCAUGGGCUGCAUUGCUGCAUUCUUUGGCAUGCUUGCUUAUGUGUUCUCAAAAUGGAGUCACAAGAACAAAAUGCUGUAGUAUCUUAUCUAUUUGUUGAUUUGAAUUAAAGAACCUACAAUAAUUGGUGGAGGUUAUUUAUGACAUAAUAUGAUAUUUGUGCAA
Molecule: messenger RNA, 1350 nt
Organism: Daucus carota subsp. sativus
Lineage: Eukaryota; Viridiplantae; Streptophyta; Magnoliopsida; Apiales; Apiaceae
Exons: 3
Coding region: 118-1266 (382 amino acids)
Source: RefSeq, a predicted model, not a curated record